GUUGUGGGUCGAAUCGCCAUUUUGGUUAUAUAUAACUGAGGAGUGAGCGUUUGCGUGCGGCAUAAUCGUAGGUAAGAUGGUACACUCGUGCUGUGUGAAAGAUUGUCAUAAUAAGUCACAUGAUAGAAAUGGCAAAAAGGUGGACCACAACAUAAGAUUUUUUCGGUUUCCCACUUGGAAAAGAGGAUAUGGACAGCAGGUAGAGGAAUUAACGAAGAGGCGUCGGGUGGCCUGGGUCGCAGCGGUGCGACGGAAGGAUGUCACUUUCAACACGAUAUCUCCUUUCAUGCGUGUUUGCUCUCGGCAUUUUCAUAAAGGCCAACCAGCUUAUGAAAUGAUGGACACUGACCCUGACUGGGCACCAUCCCUACAUCUGGGCCAUACGCAUGUUACACCCACAAACACAGCACGCGCUGAAAGACGAUGUAGACGUCAGCAGCUACGGAAAGAGAAACUGCAACCAGCAAAGAUGGGGGUCGAAAAGGAUGCAGACCAUGGAGAGCUGCAAGAUGAGGAUGGCACGCCAGAGCCUGGUGUGGAAAGAGGCUUGCAGCAGGCUGAGGAAGAGAAACCCAACAUUGGAGAAGAAGGUGGGCAGCUACAUGCCAAAGAGGAGACACAUGAGGCAGGAGGAAAAAGUGACAAGCUCAUCGCUGAGGACAAGACGCACAACACCAGUCACGACGUGACGCAGACUGAGUGUGAAUUGUGUGUGCUCAGGCGGGCAGAAAUAAACCGCCUGUUGGAAGAGAACAGACAGCUGCGUUGUGAACUCAAUGAGUGCAGGAUAUCCGAUGGUUUCUUUGGAGGGGAUGAUGAAAAAGUAAAGUACUACACAGGUCUGCCAAACCUGCAAACCUUUAUGACAUUAUUCAGUUUUUUGGUGCCUCUCAUGCAUGGUCAAAGGAAAACUCUUACCCCAUUUCAAAUGCUUCUGUUAACCUUAAUGCGCCUUCGAUUGGAUCUGCCUCCACAACACCUAGCUCAUCUGUUUCACAUUUCCCUAAAGACAGUGUACAGAACAUUCAAUGAAACGGUUUCAUUUAUACAUGCAAACUUGAGGCAUUUACUUGUAUUCCCAGAUAGAGAAAAACUGCAAAAACUUAUGCCUCAUGAGUUUGUGGAGGCCUUUGGACACCAAGUGGCUGUGAUUAUUGACUGUUUUGAGAUUUUGACAGAGAAACCAUCCAAUCUGAAAGUGCGUGCCCAAAUGUUUUCCAGCUCCAAGAAUCACCACACUAUGAAAUACUUAAUAGGCAUUACGCCCAUGGGGGCUAUUUGUUUCUUAUCAAAAGGCUGGGGAGGUCGUACAAGUGACGAACACAUAACCCAGAACAGUGGUUUUCUUGAUGAUCUGUUGCCUGGGGACAUUGUCUUGGCUGACAAAGGUUUUGACAUACAGGAAUGUGUGGGCUGCUGUCAGUUAGCUGAUAGGGAUGUGGAGGAAACUAGACAAAUAGCAAAUUUGAGAGUCCAUGUUCAAAGGGUCAUUCCUAAUGUGUGUCAGAAAUAUAAAAUCUUAGCAGGGACCGUUCCCGUAAAUAUGCUUCUUCCGUGUGAAGGUGAAGAAGCUGCAAUGCUGGAUAAGGUUGUCACUGUCUGCUGUGCCCUGACAAAUCAAUGCCCAACUGCAGUUUAAGUUUGCAAGUACGGUUUCUAACGGUUGACAGGAUGUCUGGAAGGAUCUGUAUAAACUGUGCUUACUGAGCCUGUAUUCUGCUUUCCAGUUUUAUUUCAAACGUGACCAAUGCAGUUCUGUCCAAUGAA
Messenger RNA from Brienomyrus brachyistius, 1767 nucleotides. RefSeq lists its product as uncharacterized. NCBI's taxonomy places the organism in Eukaryota, Metazoa, Chordata, Actinopteri, Osteoglossiformes, Mormyridae. The record is from RefSeq and is a predicted model, not a curated record. The coding region runs from base 77 to 1639 and encodes 520 amino acids. The transcript is spliced from 2 exons.